AUGCUGCCCGCCUUCUACAACUGGAUUGCCAAAGUGGCCCCAAAGGAAGAGUACCAGGCUGGGAAGCUGAUCUUGGUGGCGAUUCUCAUGCUUUUCUCUAGUUGCCUCUGCCGCGGCUUCGAGAUUUGGGAGAGCCCAUCAGAGUCUCUGCCAAUGGAAGGUUCAGCAAGUGGCCCACGCUUGAUGGCUUCGUCGCCGCUCCUGGCUGCAGCGCUUCGUCGCUGCGGCGCUUGGUCAGAGCCCUUGAUGAUUUUCGUUUCGUUCUUCUUUCUGCAGCAUCCAGAUCUCUUGACGCGCCUGCAGCUGCUGGCCUUGACGGCUAUGCUGGUGAGCUGCCGUGGUUGGAGUUAUGUCGGCGGCCUCGUGUCGGUUACAGCGAUGGCAUCCUUGCUGGUGCAGUACUUCCUGCGCUUUGAGUUUAUCAAGUUCUCCCACCAGGAGUACGUGCACUGGCUUGGCCUGGCAUGGGAAGGACGAGUAGUCGGUCUCGAGAUUGUGCGCGCUGCCCUGGGCAUCACGCAGCACGCUGUGCAGCGGGUCGCCUUGCACUGCGAGGAAGCCGCAACACCUACACCUCGCAGUCGCAAGGAGCUGGUGGCACAUAGUGCCCUCAUCGGAGCCACGCUGAUCCUUCUAACGACCGUCUUCAGCGCGGAUGCCUAUUCCAUCAUCUCGGUUUGCCUCGCCGCCGCAUUCCUGGCCUCAGGAGACGCCGGCCGCCUUCUCAGCGCCGAGGCGGCCAAUCGCUGGCUGCGGCGGAUGUGCGCUGUAAUACUGCUGUCUUUGCUGGUGAGCUGGUCCUUGUUGUCCUGGCUCUCGCCACCUCUUCACAGCAGCCCAACAGCUGAGGUUAUCUCAAAGUGGUCAGUUUGCCUUCCGUUUGAUGCUCUGCAUCUGGUAGAUUCGAUGGGCGCUGCCUGCACGGGGAGCCACUGCCAGACACAGCGUACGCGAUGUGGGGCAGCUUGGAUCUCUUGGCUCCGGCUGCCUGGAAUUGCAAGGGGUCAUUGCACUGUGGAGUUCCUGGCGCUUUUCUCCAUUUGCUUGCUCCGUCGGGUGUGCAUGGCACAGAAGGACUCACCAGCCUCGAGUGAGACCACCGGCAGCUUGAACCAGGCUGGCUCUUUGUCGAGUUCUUCGCCAAGCCAAGGGCAGGAGGAGGGGGAACCUGCUUCAGAAGAUAGCCAGCUCCCCCAUAUUUGCGGCUUCGCCCUGAAGCCCGUCAGGCUGUGCACCUUAUGCACGGCCGCCGUGUGGCUUGCAUUGGCAGGCUCCGCCAUGCUCCAGAAGCAGGCGAAUGUCAUCGCAGUAGUGUAUCUCCUUCUGCUCUUCUCUGGCCUCUCGGGUGGUACGGCCGAGACGAAGCCUGCAACGCUGAAGUCGGUACGCGUCUUCAACAUGUUGGUGAUGGUGGUGUGGGCACUGUACCAGUGCCCAUCACUUCCAUGCCCGUUCUUGAUGCAGAUCGACGACGCAGGUCCGACUGGUUUCCUUUCUCCUUGGCAGUGCCACGCCCUCGAGUACAUGCCACAGCUGGCUUCCAUCGGAAGCGGCCGGGAGCGUGUCACCAGCGUCGUGCUCCAAAGCAUCGGUUUGCGCAAGGAGACAGGUGGGCUAUACUUCUCUUGGCCCAACGUGUUCAACAUCGCACUCUUCUUCUGUGCAUCGCUGUUGGCCACGAUGAGCGCCCGAUGGGAAAGAGAGCUGGCGACACAGUUCGAGGAAGAUGCGCGAGAGCUUCAAGAGCGAGCCGCUUCGUACGUCCAGUACGUGCAGCGGUGGCGCAGUCAUGAGUUGCAGCAGGUGGCCACCAAGCAUUGGGUGCUGCGUGCUAAGCUGAACGACCUGAUGAGACACCUUGAUCGGCUGAGAGCUUUCUGGGCGGACCAGACGUCGACGCUUUCCCUUCGGGCCCAACGAUCAAACAAGGCCGACUCUGAAUCGGCCAUCUCCACGAAAGAGGUGCAGCUGGAAGUGUCGGAGGAGCUCCAGAGAGCGUGGCGGGUGCGGCUUCUGGACCUUUGCCUGCAGACAGGCUGCCCUCAGGAGGAGAUCGAACCGGUUUUCCGCAAGUUCGCAGAGGAAGUUGGCGUUUCUGAUGAGCUGGGCUUGGAGAAGGCGACAGAGGCCACCAUACAGUUGCUCGAGACCUCCGUCGUUUCGCUCAUGAGGACCCGUGAACUUCAAGUUCUGCGGCGCAUCACGGAGGAGGAGGUCCAAAACCGUGAGGCAGAGCUUCUGCAGCGGCUACGGGAGCAUGCGCGUGGGCAGAUUGCGAUACCAGUGCCGAACGAGGCGACAUCGAGCUCCGAAGAAGACACGAGUUCCCCGGGUCAGGAGCAGCAGCCCGUCCACCAGCAGCCCGUCCAUGCCAAAGCCGCAGAACCCGAGAAGGAUCCCGAGACCCUUCCAGCGGCGGCUGCUGCGACGCUCCCCAGCGAGGCUGUGCCUCGGCCCGUUGACGCGGAGCAUCCGCCUGCGCCGGCGCAGCCGUCGCAAGCUGUGAAUACUGUGGAGCAAGCCCAGGAACUGGUGCAGCGAACAAGGCCUCUGCUCGAGGCCGUCAUCGACGAUUUGCUCUUCUACCGGGUGGGUGAUGACACCCUACAGGCGCAAGCCACAAGCCCCGUUUCGACCACCGCGCUCUGCAAGGUAUCAUUGCUUAUCAUUGAUGUUGCUGGGACGGUUGCCAACCACAUUGCGGCAGCUGUCUGUUUGCCGCAGGGUCGGGUUAACGAGCGCUUCUCAGAUCAAGUGCUACGCAUCGCAAAAGCUAGGAACUCCGAUACCGCUGUCUCCCCCACCGAAGAAGCGUUCGGCCAUGACGCCGGCAACUUCAUCGACUAA
Molecule: messenger RNA, 2847 nt
Organism: Symbiodinium sp. CCMP2592
Lineage: Eukaryota; Dinophyceae; Suessiales; Symbiodiniaceae
Source: the annotation of a GenBank genome assembly